Molecule: messenger RNA, 729 nt
Organism: Neopelma chrysocephalum (saffron-crested tyrant-manakin)
Lineage: Eukaryota; Metazoa; Chordata; Aves; Passeriformes; Pipridae
Gene: MAP2K7
Product: mitogen-activated protein kinase kinase 7
Exons: 6
Biological process (GO): protein phosphorylation
Molecular function (GO): protein kinase activity; ATP binding
Source: RefSeq, a predicted model, not a curated record
CCAGCGCUGCAGCUGCCCCUGGUGAGCGAGGGGGGUCGGGGGGGGCCCCCCGAGAGCCCCCAGCCCGCGCCCCCCCCCCGGCCCCGCCACAUGCUGGGGCUGCCCCCGCCCCCCUUCCUGGUGCCCCGCAGCGUCGAGAGCAUCGAGAUUGAUCAGAAGCUCCAGGAGAUCAUGAAACAAACGGGUUAUUUGACCGUGGGGGGGCAGCGGUACCAGGCCGAGAUCAACGACCUGGAGAACCUGGGGGAGAUCGGCAGCGGCACCUGCGGGCAGGUGUGGAAGAUGCGAUUCCGCAAGACCGGGCACGUCAUCGCCGUCAAGCAAAUGCGUCGCUCGGGGAACCGGGAGGAGAACAAGCGGAUCCUGAUGGACCUGGACGUGGUGCUCAAGAGCCACGACUGCCCCUACAUCGUCCAGUGCUUCGGCACCUUCAUCACCAACACGGACGUGUUCAUCGCCAUGGAGCUCAUGGGCACCUGCGCAGAGAAGCUCAAGAAGCGCAUCCAGGGCCCCAUCCCCGAGCGGAUCCUGGGCAAGAUGACGGUGGCGAUCGUGAAGGCGCUGCUGUACCUGAAGGAGAAGCACGGGGUGAUCCACCGGGAUGUCAAACCCUCCAACAUCCUGCUGGACGAGCGGGGGCAGGUCAAGCUCUGCGACUUCGGCAUCAGCGGCCGCCUCGUCGACUCCAAGGCCAAGACCCGGAGCGCCGGGUGUGCUGCCUACAUGGCG